Messenger RNA from Linum trigynum, 1361 nucleotides. Lineage: Eukaryota; Viridiplantae; Streptophyta; Magnoliopsida; Malpighiales; Linaceae. The record is from the annotation of a GenBank genome assembly.
CUAGGUUAAUUAUUUUGGGGACUAUGCUAUUUUUUUUUUUUUUUUUUUUUGCUGAAGAGGUCUAUGCUAGUCCCGAGUUUGGGCUGUAAAAUCUUGUGUUAGAUUUUGGGCCCGAUCCGCGAUCGGAAUUUUGCUGACAAGUUGGAGUGGCUAACGUCCUUUGAUCUGAGCGGCUAAGGGAUCAGUCGCCGCCGGAAGAGAAGAAGAAGAAGGAAUGGCUCUUCGGUUGACGCCCGUCCUCCGCCGCGCCGCUCGAGCUCUCGAAGAUGUCGAUUUGAUCAAAGUGUUGCGAUCCGAAAUCAACCACGAACUCUCCUCCCCUUCGUCCUUCCAGGACAACUCGGCCGGCUCGCCGGGGGAUUUCGCCGUCGACUGGGACUCCACGGAAUCCCAAGACGUCGUGUUGAGGAGGAAAUUAGGGUCCGGCGAGGAAGUCGCGGUUUCCGCGUUGCUGGGCGAGAUUCUCCCGGAGACACCCUCUCGUCCAACUUACCCUAGAGAAAUAUUGAUGAAGGUCUGCCUUACAAAACCUGGCUUGAGCUCUGUGUUGCAGUUCGAUUGCCGAGCUCAGGAGAAUUCUCCGUUCCUUAUCAGCUCCGCCCAUUUCCUUCGAUCCGCCGAGCACCAGUCUCCUUCCUCCUACAGAGGUCCUUUGUUCAGUACAUUGGACCCUGAUCUACAGAAUGCAUUGGAAGAGUACCUAGCAGAGAGGGGUGUAGAUCAGUUGCUCGUUAACUAUCUCCUUCACCACCUGCACACGAAGGAGCAAGGUCAGUACGUGAGCUGGUUGCAGAAGCUUGAAGCGAUGGUUGGACAGACGGCCGAUGCUGCAGCAGAGAAACAGCAGGUUUGAAAUGAAUUUUAGAUGUGGACUUAGAGAGCAGCUAAAAUUUCUGUACUCUGUGUACUCGGCUUAGGGAUGAUUUAGAUGGAACUCAGCUUUGGCCCUAAUUGUUGUUUUUGCAUCUAGAAAUGAAGUGGAAACAUGUUUGGCCAAUCUGGAACCAAGAACAUAGAUGAGGUUAUUGUGUUGAAAAGUCUUGCAUUUCCUGCUCUGCUACUCACAGCAAUCAGUGAAUUGUUGAUCUAUUGAUGAUAACGAAUCUCUUUAUCCCUUUGGAAAGCUAUGUUAUGAUUUGCACUUAGACACAAUGUUAUAGUAGAAUCACUUGCCGCGCUGUACUAAUAAGGUACAUGACAGCGUUAGAAUUUGGCUGGAGAAUCACUUUCCUGAAUCUCUCAUGUCCAGAUUAGGUCGACGAAAUGAAGUUCUUGCCAAAAACAAAUUAGGUAGAAGUAAGUUAUUGCACUCAGUUCCAUUUGUAGUAGACAAGUGAGAAGAAGAAAGGCAAGAAUUGCUU